CAACAACUAGCCAAAUGGGAUUAGAGUACAGGAAUAUGAAGUUCCCUCCUAGUUGGGUUUAAAGUUAGGGUUUUGGCCGGUAUCCUUUCCCUCUCCCCGGCACACACACCAACUGAGAAGGAAAGGCAGCAUCGAGCUACACAAAGCUGCGAACUUUCAACAGCUAAGUCAUUCUCUUUCUUUCUCUUCAUUCGAUUUAGUUUCAGUUUUUCAUUUCAAAAAUGUCAGCAAAAUGGCGAGCUUUACAGCAUCGCCAUCGUUUUACCUACAGUGCUGUGAAUUUCCCACAAUCUUACAUGAAUUCAAUUACCCAAUUGCAAUCUAAUGAAUUGUGUCAAAAAUUUUGCACUGAAUUAACCCAUCUUGGUUCCCUUAAUUCCAUUUAUUCUCAAGUUAAUCAUGUUAAGAAUGUUGCUGUUUCAUUCAAUGAUUUGUUGUUAAGAGCUGUUGAUGAGAACUUAGUUUCGAUUGCGGCGAAAUUGUACUUGGAACUUUUAUUUCUUGAGAAUUCAUUGUCUUUGCAUAGGACUGUGUUGUCUGUUCUUUCGAAAAAUAAGAAGUUCUGGGGUUUGAUUGGUGGGUGUUUUAGAGAGCUUUGUGAGGAGUAUGGUGUGUUGUGUGGGAAAGGGAAGCGGUUUUGUGUGUCGAGGGUGGCGUUGUCGAUGAUGAGUACCCCAAAGUUGGGGUACUUAGUGAAUGUUGUGGAGGAGUGUUGUGUGCUAGUGGCUUUAGAUAGUGUUACUGGAUUGAAUUAUGUGGUUGCUGAGACAAAUGGGUCGGCACGACCUUCGCCUCUUGUGAUGGAGCAAUGCCAGGAGGCUUUGUCUUGUAUGUAUUAUUUGCUUCAGCGGUUUCCUUCAAGAAUCGUUGAUUCCGGUAGCUCUCAAUCUGGAAUGGUCCCUAAUGGUUCUAGUCUUUCAGAAAUGAUUGUUGCAGUCAUUGUAGAAAUACUCAAAUCAUCUGCUUUCUCGAGGGACUGUUAUGUGGCAGCUGGUGUGAGUUUAUGUGCUGCAUUUCAGGUGUUGCUUAAUCCUCAGGAGCUUGGAUAUCUCAUUAUGGAAGGUGUUUUUGAAAGGAAAAUAUGUAGUUUGAUAGAUCAUUCAGAUACGGAGUUUAAGAAUGCUUUAAGUAAAAUUCCGUAUAAUGGAGAUUUGUGUUUUGAACUCCGAAAAUUUUCCCCAUUAAGUAGACUUUGCUUCAUACGAGGGGUCCUUACUGCAGUUUCAAGAAUAGUGCUCAAUUUUUGUUUUGUUGUAAAAACAGAGGGAAUUGAAAUUGACGGUGCUGAUGAAAAUGGUAAUAGAUGUAUACAGAGUAUAUUGUAUGACUGUAUAUUGCCUGAGCUUUGCAAGUACUGUGAGAACCCUAAUGAUAGCCAUUUUAACUUUCAUGCUUUGACCGUGAUGCAGAUCUGUUUGCAACAGAUCAAAACAUCUAUUAUGUCUGAUCUUGUUGAUCUUGAAACUGAGUUUGAACCGAUCCCAAAGGAUUUAGGAGCUCGUGUACUCAGAAUUAUAUGGAAUAAUCUAGAAGACCCCUUAAGCCAAACUGUGAAACAAGUUCAUCUUAUUUUUGAUCUCUUCUUAGACAUCAAAGCCACUAGCUACAAGGGUGAUAGUCAUGCAAAUUUUAAUACAUUCUUAGGGAAGAUUGCAGCUGAUCUUCUUUGUCUUGGUGCUCGGUGUAAAGGUAGGUAUGCUCCUCUAGCUUCUCUCACUAAGAGGUUGGGAGCCACAACUCUCCUUGGCAUGAGCUCUAAUUUGCUAUUUGAAGUGGUACAGGCAUACAUAGACGACGAUGUGUGCUCUGCAGCCACAUCUUUCUUGAAGUGUUUCCUUGAGUGUUUGCGUGAUGAGUGUUGGGGUAGCAAUGGUGUUGGAAAAGGGUAUGAGAUAUAUCGAGGUCAUUGUUUGCCUCCAUUUCUUUAUGGACUUGCUUCCGGAGUCUCUAAGUUGCGCUCAAAUUUGAACACGUAUGCUUUGCCAAGUUUACUGGAAGUGGAUGUUGAUAGUAUAUUUUUUAUGCUCUCCUUCCUCUCAAUUGGUGUUGGAGUUGAUACUGGCUUGGUAUUUGCAGAACUGAGCUGUUUGGGCAUUUCAUUUGGUAUUGAGCAGAAAGUGGCUGUUUUGGUCUCUUUGCUUAAAGUAUCUCGUUCACUUGCACUGUUUGAUGGGGAUAUUGAGUCUAGUCAUAAUCUUGCAUCUGCUGCUGAAGAGUGCAAGCUUGAAGAAGAACAUGCUUUAAUCUAUUUGAAGGGAAUUCCUGUUAACAUUCCAGCUGAGUGGCUUGCGUUGGCAUUGACUCAUGUGGAUGAGUCACUUCGUGUAGAUGUGGCUGAGACACUUUUCUUGAGCCCUAAGACGGCCAGUCUACCUUCAUCCUUAGAACUCAAUCUGAUGAGAGUAGCAGUGCCUUUGAACAUGAGAUGUUGCUCAACAGCUUUCCAGAUGAAGUGGGCCAGUAUAUUUAAGAAGUUCUUUUCUAGGGUUCGUACAACAUUAGAGCGACAAAUAAAACAGGGGACAUGGCAACCAUCUGACUGGGAGAAAAAUGAUGUAUCCUCCCCGUAUAAGAGUGGUGAUGCAAUCAUUGUUAGCCGAGCAGAUAACCUAUAUAACUUUAUGAAAUGGUUGAGUUGCUUUCUGUAUUUCUCAUGUUAUCCUUCUGCUCCUUAUGAGAGAAAAAUCAUGGCAAUGGAGCUAAUUAUGAUAAUGGUAAAUGUUUGGUCCAUAGUACCUCCGCUGGAAGGAAACUCUGAUGUUCUAUCUAUUGAAAAUCUAUAUAUUUUUAGUGAAGGACUUACCAGACCCGAUUCAACAAUGUUAUUAGUUGGCUCAAUAAUUGAUAGUUGGGAUAGACUGAGAGAGAGUUCUUUCCGCAUACUUUUAAGUUUCCCCACACCUCUCCCUGGAAUCUCAAGUGAAAACAAGGUGCAAGAAGUUAUAUUAUGGGCAAAAAAGUUGGUUUGCAGUCCACGAGUCAGAGAAAGUGAUGCUGGGGCUUUGGCUUUAAGGCUUAUAUUCCGUAAGUAUGUUCUGGAUCUUGGUUGGAUUAUUGGAGCUUCAGGAAAUGUUACUUGCCACAAAUUAGAGGCUGAAUCCCGAAAUGAGGAACAUCAAAGUUCGGAAUCCAAACUCCCACUUAUUCUAUAUAUUAAUUCACUUAUAGAUUGGUUGCAAGCUGCUGCAGAGGAAGGAGAGAAGGAUCUAUUUGAAGCCUGCAAGAAUAGCUUUGCUCAUGGUGUCUUACUUGCUUUGAGAUAUGCCUUUGAGGAAUUAGAUUGGACCUCUGAUGUAGCCAUGUCGGGCAUUCCUGAGAUGAGAGGUGCAUUGGGGAAACUCCUGGAGUUGGUGAUGCGAAUAACAACACUGGCACUUGGGGUGGUUUCUGCUGAUGCUUGGCAUCUGCCUCAAGAUAUGGAUGACAUUGAGGAGGAUCUUUUGGAAUGUCUAGAUGAGAUAGUUACACCAUCAUCUGUAGUGGAAUGUGAAGCAAAAGAUUUGAAGGAAAAAGAAGAUGUUAGACCAGCAGAGCAGAUUGUUAUGGUUGGUUGUUGGCUGGCUAUGAAAGAGGUCAGUCUUCUUCUUGGAACCAUUAUUAGAAAGAUCCCGUUGCCAGUUGCUACAUCCAUUGGUGAAGGAUCUGCUGAUGCUGCAAUGGAUCAUUUGUUGCCCACUUCUGAUGCAGUUCUUGAUGUGAGCCAACUAGAGGUUAUCGGGAACCACUUUUUGGAAGUGCUCCUUAAAAUGAAACAUAACGGUGCUAUCGAUAAAACAAGAGCCGGAUUUACUGCACUCUGCAAUCGUUUGCUCUGUUCUGAUGAUCCAAGGCUUUGUCAGCUGACAGAAUCUUGGAUGGAACAGCUUAUGGAAAGAACUGUGGCUAAGGGACAAACAGUAGAUGACUUGCUCAGAAGAAGUGCAGGUAUACCUGCUGCAUUCAGUGCGUUCUUUCUCUCAGAGCCACAAGGUUCACCUAAAAAGCUGCUCCCAUGGGCACUCCGCUGGUUGAUAGAACUGGCUGGUGGGUCAUUGCUUGAUCAAGCUGAACCAAACAUAGUUGAUAAAUUGCAAAACAAAUCAAUUGGUGUAUCAGAUGGAGAAAAUGGCUUUAUGCAGAGAAAUGAUAUCAAUGAAAACUUAACAUCUGCAAAGAUUCGUGUUAAAGGUGUUAUUCCAACUGUGCAUGCUUUUAAUGUUCUCAAAGCAGCUUUCAAUGAUGCCAAUUUAGCAACUGAUACAUCAGGCUUCGCUGCGGAAGCUAUGAUAAUCUCCAUACGUUCUUUCUCUUCUCCACAUUGGGAAAUUCGUAAUAGUGCAUGCCUUGCAUACACAGCCUUGGUCCGCCGAAUGGUUGGGUUUCUUAAUGUACAUAAACGAGAUUCAGCAAGGCGUGCUCUUACUAGUCUGGAAUUUUUUCACAGGUAUCCAUUAUUGCAUUCAUUUGUAUCUAACGAACUGAAAGUCGCCACUGAGUUUUUACUAGGUGGACAAUCAAAUUCUAACCUGGCUAGCAUUGUUCACCCUAGUUUAUGCCCUGUGUUGAUCCUGUUAUCAAGGCUUAAGCCUUCACCCAUUGCAAGUGAAGCAGGAGAUUGCUUGGAUCCUUUCCUAUUCAUGCCAUAUAUACAAAGGUGCUCAACUCAAAAAAAUAUGCGUAUUCGCGUGCUUGCGUCGAGAGCACUGACAGGUCUGGUUUCUAAUGAGAAAUUGCAUUUGGUCUUGCUUGAUAUUGCCUCUGGGUUGCCAAAUUCUGUUAAUCAAACAGAAACAACACAUAAUCACUGUGCACGCUCUUCUGUUCAGUUUAACGCCAUCCAUGGGAUACUCUUACAGCUAAGUGCUCUUUUAGAUGCCAAUUGUAGAAACCUUGCUGACUUUUCGAUGAAAGAUAUGAUUCUCUAUGACUUAAUCAAGACACUUGAUAAGUGUUCAUGGAUUGGAAAUCCCACAUUAUGUUCAUGUCCUAUUCUCAAUGCGUCUUUCCUGAAGGUACUUGAUCACAUGCUCAGUAUUGCUGGAACACGCCAGGCAAGCAAAAAUUAUGAUGUCAUUUGCAACUUACUGUCAAAAUUAUCUUCAGAGUGCUUGGUUGUAGACUCUGAAUCAUCAUUUCACGAUCCAACUGCUGCGGAACUUCGCAAACAAGCUGCGAUUUCUUAUUUUCACUCUAUUUAUCUAUAUGAAGAUCAUGCUGUGGAAGGAAUCUCAAUGCCAAAGAAGUCUUCUCCUGCUAUCAUGCUGAAAGCAAAUUCUUCAGUUGAUAAUGGUUCUGGUGGUGUUGAGGGAAGACUAACCUGUUACAUGUCAGAUGCUUCAUAUGAAGUGCGUCUUGCAACAUUAAAGUGGCUUAUCCAGUUUGUUAAGACUACUGCGAUAGAGUUAGGUGAUGUUGAAAAUGGCAGUUACGUUGCAGCAAUUGCACAUUGGGCAAAGGGUAAUUUACAAACAACUUUGAUUAGACUCUUGUCAUCGGAAACUAAUCAUAAGUGUCGCUAUUAUAUUCUUAGGAUUAUCUUUGCUUGGAACCUGUUGCAUUUUCAAAAAUCGAGUGGUAAAUGUUCUGGAGACAAUGUCUAUAUUGGAGAGAUGGAUUUUGAUUCAGUUGUGCUGUUUUGGAAUAAAUUGGUUUCUAUACAUGAUUCUGUGAGACAUACAAAAACUCUAGAAGCGCUCAUAUGCUGCUUUGGAUUAUGCAUAAAGCGCUUUUCUAGUUUUCUUUGCAGCAUUCUUCCCAAUGUUAGCAAUGGGAAACCAGAAGAGGUGAACAGAUGCGCCCUUAUAUGUGGAUGGAUCAAACAUUUUGUUUGCCUUAUCAAGCUAUAUAGUGAUGCAUCUCAGCAAGUGAAUUUGCGCAAGGCUGCUGCAGAAUCAGUAGUGGCAUCUGGGUUGUUGGAACAGGCUGAAUAUAUCAGUUCAUUUGUCACCAAUGGUGGCAUUCCUUCUGAAAACUGCGAACAGCAGUUUGAGCCACCGAAUUCUGCUAACAUGUUGGGUUAUCUGAUAUUAGAUAUCUGGUUCACAUGCAUUAAGUUACUGGAAGAUGAGGAUGUUUUCAUCAGAAAGGAGCUUGCGUUGGAGGUACAAAAAUGUUUCCCUCCAAAGUUUAGGGGCCAAACUCUUGCAGUUGUGGUUCCUGCUCAGGUGGAAAGAGUGCUUGAACUUUGCUUUGAGUUCCUUUCGUUGAACUUUGGCCAUUGGGACAGGUACUUUGAUUAUCUUCUGAGGUGGAUAUCAGAUUCUGCGAGCUACGUCGUGCCCAAGGGUGAUCUUGUCCGACGGGUUUUUGACAAGGAAAUUGAUAACUAUCAUGAAGAGAAAUUGCUUAUUUGUCAAAUUAGCUGUUCUAAUUUGGAAAAUCUCAAGCUUUCAACAACUGAAGGACCCAAGCUACUUACUUAUUUGAGGAAAUGGAGGGGUCACUUCUUCCGUCAGUUGUCGGUUGCUUGCGAGCAUAUAAGGAAGCUUGAAGGAGAUGAUUGGAUCGGUGGUGUGGGGAACCACAGGGAUGCGUUUCUACCUUUAUAUGGAAAUCUUCUUGGCUUCUAUGUCCUUUCGAAGUGCAUUUUACAAGCAGGAACUGAAGACAGCAUGUAUCUUCUCUCGGAUGUUGUUGAACUAGAGAAGUCCAUCAGACCAUUCCUCACUAAUCCUUUGAUCUGCAACUUGUACAUCGUAGUUGUUAGACUACAUGAGGAAAUGGUUGGAGCUUCGGCUAACCAUUUGAUCCCAGACUUGCUGAAAGAUAUUCAGAUUUGGGAUAGUUUCAAUCCUUAUUUUCUACUCAGGUGACAGCUUUAUUUGCUGAAUAGUAUACAUACUCUAUUAUUUUCUCAUUGUUUCCCAGAUGAAGUAGUCAUUUCCUGAUCAUACGGCGAUGUACAAUGUAGUCAAGUUUUGAAAUUUUGAAUAUAAAGCUACGCCCUCAUUGUUUUAAUCCGAGGCUGCAAAUUUGCUUAAUUUUGGUGCAAAGACUGCUGUAAAUGCGUAGCCCUUUUGCUCGGGUUACUGAGUUUCAGGCUAUAGAGGAUUUAUCCCAAUAA
Molecule: messenger RNA, 7042 nt
Organism: Chenopodium quinoa (quinoa)
Lineage: Eukaryota; Viridiplantae; Streptophyta; Magnoliopsida; Caryophyllales; Amaranthaceae
Product: thyroid adenoma-associated protein homolog
Exons: 4
Coding region: 222-6791 (2189 amino acids)
Biological process (GO): tRNA methylation
Cellular component (GO): cytosol
Source: RefSeq, a predicted model, not a curated record